CGAAAGAAGUUCACGAUAUUGGUCACUGGAUUCGGACCAUUCCAAGACAAGUUCCCGGUGAAUCCCUCGUUCGAGAUCACGCAACGACUGCCCGAGUGCCUUCCUGCAACGUCUCAGAAGCACCCGGCAAUUCGUAUCAUUCCGUAUCCAAAGGCCAUACGGGUGGCCUUCGAAACUGUUCGCCAGCUGGUUCCACUUCUCCACAAUGACUAUGCCGGUACGAUAGAUGCGGUGCUGCAUAUCGGAAUGGCAUCUGGACGCAAACACUACUGCCUUGAGCGAUAUGCACAUCGAGAUGGCUACGUCAAGAACAGGGAUCUUGAUGGCAAGAUGCCUUCUGCGGACGAGGGCCGUACCAUCUUCGGAGACUGUCCUCCAAAGAUGACCACGUCCUUGGACUACGAUGACAUCUUGCUGAAAUGGCAGAGCAAUGUUCUGGGAAUACCGGAGGGAACACCGGGCUGCGAUGCUGAGGUGAAGGAAAGCCAUGACGCUGGUCACUACCUCUGCGACUACAUUUACUUCAACAGUCUAGCGCACACGGGACGGUGUUCCGGGAAGAUGCAAGGUGGCGAUAUCACAGCGAGGCCGGUACUGUUCUUGCAUGUUCCAGCUGAAAGCAAUGGAGAUAUGCUAGAACGAGGAACUACCAUCACAACUGAGUUGAUCCGAGCGAUAGCCGAUAGCUUC
Messenger RNA from Sphaerulina musiva SO2202, 690 nucleotides. Its product is annotated as peptidase C15, pyroglutamyl peptidase I-like protein. The transcript has a single exon. Gene Ontology annotation, biological process: proteolysis. NCBI's taxonomy places the organism in Eukaryota, Fungi, Ascomycota, Dothideomycetes, Mycosphaerellales, Mycosphaerellaceae. The record is from RefSeq and is a predicted model, not a curated record. The annotation marks the transcript as partial.